This is a messenger RNA of Wallemia ichthyophaga EXF-994, 876 nucleotides long. RefSeq names its product KIN17-like protein. The transcript has 3 exons. The record is from RefSeq and is a predicted model, not a curated record. Gene Ontology annotation, molecular function: double-stranded DNA binding. Gene Ontology annotation, biological process: DNA damage response; DNA replication. Bases 1 to 876 code for a protein of 291 amino acids. Gene Ontology annotation, cellular component: nucleus. Lineage: Eukaryota; Fungi; Basidiomycota; Wallemiomycetes; Wallemiales; Wallemiaceae.
AUGCCGAAAGCCGAAGCGGGAUCAUCGAAAGCAGUUGGAAAUGCCAUGAAGGCUAAAGGCCUCGGGAGAUUAAGAUGGUAUUGUCAAGUAUGUGAGAAGCAGUGCAGAGACGAGAACGGCUACAAGUGCCACACGCAAUCUGAGAGUCACCUGAGAGCGAUGCUUCACGUCGGCGAGAAUGCAGGCAAGUUUAUAUCCGACGCUUCCCAACAAUUCCAGCGUGAAUUCGUUAUUCUUCUUUCAAGAAGACACGGCACUAAUCGCGUUGCUGUCAACACCGUUUACCAGGAGUUCAUCGCCGAUAAGCACCACCUCCACAUGAACGCCACUCGCUGGGUAACGCUGACGGAAUUCACAAAGUACCUUGGCAGAGCUGGUAUUGUUCGUGUCGAUGAAACUGAACAGGGUUUGUACGUCAGCUGGAUCGAUAACUCCCCUCAAGCUCUCGCACGCCAGGAGGCAAGUCUUAAGAAGGACAGACAGCAUAUGGAUGAUGAGCAGCGUGAGCGUAAGAUGAUUGCUGAGCAAAUCGAAAGAGCAAAGCUUCAAGGUGACGGUGUUCCUAAAGAGCAUAAACCUAGUGUCCUCAACAAGGGUGACGCUCCUAUUAAACUCUCUUUGAAUUCAAACUCAUCUGGUCAGAGUAGUGCUCCUAAGAUUUCACUCAAGCCGACUGCUGCUGCUGCACCCGCAUCCACGCAGAAACCAGCUAACGUCUUCAAAGCUGCUAAACAAUCUAAAGCAACACCCGUUACACAGACUCCACACCAAACCAAACCAAAGUCGGCUAUGGAGUCGCUCAUGAUUGGUAACGAGGAACGCAAGAAGCGUCUAGCUGAGCGUGAGCAAGGCCAGAAUAAGAAGGUGAAGCUUUAG